Portunus trituberculatus (swimming crab) is the source of this 1460-nucleotide messenger RNA. RefSeq names its product serine protease 55-like. The record is from RefSeq and is a predicted model, not a curated record. Gene Ontology annotation, biological process: proteolysis. Bases 171 to 1310 code for a protein of 379 amino acids. Gene Ontology annotation, molecular function: serine-type endopeptidase activity. NCBI's taxonomy places the organism in Eukaryota, Metazoa, Arthropoda, Malacostraca, Decapoda, Portunidae. The transcript has 8 exons.
CGCGGUAGGUAAGGCGCGGUGCUGGUGGGUAAGGGCAGUGGUGGUGGUGGUGUUGGGGCCCUGCAGUGGGAUGGUGGGUGAGGUGAGCUGAUCAGUCCACACUACGUUGGCGGCUGAGUAGGAGCAACCCUGCCACCCACUUGUACAGGUCAGCCCAGAGAAGUGCAGCCAUGGCGAGUGUGUCCUGGACGUGCCUGCUGGUGGUGGCGGUGGUGGCGAUGAGGACAGGACCGGCUUCCUCCCAGGAUUUCCCCUCUGCCGCCGCGAGCAUCGCCAAUCCCGGUUUCCCCUGCGGGGAGCCCUACGGACCCAAUGGGGAGCCGCCAACAGGUAGGAGGGUAGCGCGGCAGAUUAUCUUUCCUGACGAAGAGGUCUACCACUACUACUUGGCCCAGCUGAUGCACCGGGGCAACCCUGACACACGCGAAGGCCAGUUACCUCCCGAACCUGUGGAUGGAAGUGCCUUGUUCUGCGGUGCCUCUAUCAUCAGCGACCGGUUCCUCAUCACAGCUGCACACUGUAUAUAUGAAGCGCCCAACCCGGUGAACACAGUGCGGGUGGGGGACAUCAACCUGAGGUCAGACAGCGAGAGUAACUCCAAGCCCGUGGAUCACGAGAUUGCCCUCAUCAUCACCCACCCAGGCUACGAUCCAGACAAGAGCAUACGUCACAACGACUUGGCGCUGCUCAUGACCAAGGAGAAGAUACAGUUUAAUGAUAUUGUCUUCCCGUACUGCAUCUCUGACCAGCCUCCAGCCCCAGGAACUCAAGUCACCAUCUCUGGCUUUGGACUCUUUAAUGCCACGACCAAGCCUGACCACUUACUCGAGGCAAACUUCACGGUGAUGGAUACUGCCGAGUGUGAGAACAUCUUCAAGAAGCAUGAUCAAGAGGCUUUCCUCAGAGUCAGGUACCCAAACCUACUGCAGAGAACUGACAUCAUCUGCGCCAUAGACGAAGUGUCUAGCGCCUGUCAGGGAGACUCUGGAGGGCCGAUGUUCCUGGUAAAAAACAGAAAGCGCUACUUGGAAGGCGUCGUGUCAGGAGGAGCCAGCUGCCGCGCGAACUUCAAGUCGGUGCUGCCUGGCCUGUACAUCAGUUUGGCCAGGCACGUGCACUUCAUCAGCGAUUAUGUGCUCGGCCAGCCGAUUGAUAAUGUGACGCUUAAUGUGCCGUGUGUGUGUGUGUGUGUGUGUGUGUGUGUGUGUGUGUGUGUAAGGGUUAGGUAUGUAUUUACUUCUGAACAGAACACAUUCCCCUUUCCCAGUAUCCUUCUCAGUACGAAGCAAAUGACAGCCUCGUGUGUCUGAUAUUCUGAGAUGCAACAGCUUGACUCACUUCUACUUUUUUGUCCAAGGAAGGUGCAUGAGAGGUGUUAUUGUGAGGAACACGCUCAAUGGUUUUUGUUACAUCGUUUUCUGUUAUUGUAAUAAAAUAAAUGCGAUUGUUAUGGAGAAUAA